GGGAAGAGAAAUUUUCCGCUGCGGACGAAGCUUUCGCUUUCCUGCGGAAAGAACGGAGCGGCCGCGGUUCCCGAGAGCCCGGGCCGGGAUGUGAGGGAGGUGGUGGCGCGGCCGUGACGCGGCGCGGGGCGGGGCGGGCGCGGGUCGGUCCGGCCAUGCCGAAGCGCUCCUGCCCCUUCGGGGACGCGGCCCCGCUCCAGCUGAAGACCCGCGUGGGGCUGCGGGAGCUGAGCCGCGGCGUGCGGGGCGAGGAGUACCGGCGGGAGGUUUUCGAGAGGACCCGGCGGCUGCUCUUCAGGGGUGCCCAGGCGUACAUGGAGGGCGCGGCGGCCGCUGCCCGCGCGGCGGAGCCGGGGCCGGCCGGGGAGGCACCGGGCGAGGGGCCCCGCUGGAGCGGGCAGCUCCUCAUCGGCCACGACGGGAAACUGCGGCGGCGGCCCGCGGACAGGGUUCCGCCGCUGGGAGCGUCCAGAGCCUGCUCGUCGUGUGUGAGAGCGGCCGAUGUGAAGGAGGCGUGUGCGCAGUGUGACCGGCUCGUCUGCCAGAGCUGCAGCAGGCUCUGCAGCUGCUGUAACACGGUGACCUGCUCCUUGUGCUCCGCUGUUGAUUGUGAUAUGCCUGUCUGGAAGGGACCACUCUGUGCUCUUACCUGGUGUUCCUGAUGUGAUACAGGAUUCAGAAUAUUCUCCUCGCUUGUUGGUCAUGUUAGGACACACUUUUGUGGGAUCAGAAUAGAAAUCAGUUGCUCCUUCUGUGCUUUCAGGUGAGUGUGAAUCCAUUCUGGACACACAACAUUUUCUUUGUGAGCUUACUAGGAAAAUCAGCCAGGCCUGAGGGCUUUUCCAAAUAAGAGAAUUUGCUGAUUCUGGUUAAGUUUUUUUUUUAAG
Agelaius phoeniceus (red-winged blackbird) is the source of this 887-nucleotide messenger RNA. RefSeq names its product SIVA1 apoptosis inducing factor (gene SIVA1). Gene Ontology annotation, molecular function: CD27 receptor binding. Gene Ontology annotation, biological process: extrinsic apoptotic signaling pathway. The record is from RefSeq and is a predicted model, not a curated record. Lineage: Eukaryota; Metazoa; Chordata; Aves; Passeriformes; Icteridae.